AUGCAGGGCCGCAAAGUCAAGCAUCUACUUAGCAUACAAAGGCCUUUUCUCCUGAAUGUCACCAAGGCCUUCCGAACAUCCCCUACAAAUGCGUUAUGCGUACUAGCGGGAUUGCUACCGCUCCAUCUGAGCGUAGAAAAGGAAGCAGCCUAUCAGGAGAUCACUCAACUUGGCAAUCUAACCACCUUCAGAGACGAGCUAUACUCACCAGCCGAAUUUGAACAAAAGAUGAUACGCCUUGCCGAUCACCCCUCAACGCAGGGACAGGGAGUAAAGAUUAGCAUCAAGCAAAACACCAAUGUAAAGGAAGAUGAUCUAGUCUAUUAUACCGACGGGUCAAAACUAGAUGAAAAUACAGGUUGCGCCUAUGUUGCCCUCAGACAGCAAAGCACAAUAGCACAAUGGAAAGGUCACCUGGACACAAACAACAGCGUGUUCCAGAGUGAAGUAAUGGCCAUCAAACAAGCUCUACUUACGAUAAUCCAACAGCGGCAAAGAGACAGCUUCAUUAUAACAGACAGCCUCUCCUCCCUGUAUGCAAUUGUGAACCCUGUGCACAGCUCCCCACUGAUUGCAGAGAUUCAGACACAUCUGCGCGACCACAGCCAUCUUAACACCAGGAUAGAAUGGACCAAGGCCCACGUUGGCAACAGGGGGAACGAGCAAGCAGAUCAACUUGCAAAGGAGGCUGCAAGAAACAUCAAUGCGGAACAUAUCACCAUCCCUUGGCCAGUUUCAUAUUUAAAGAAAAGUCUGAAACACAAGGCAAAAUCCGUUUGGCAGGAGGAAUGGGAUACUGGUGAGACAGGACGCCGUGCUCACUAUCACGUCCCUACGGUAGACUCAGACCGUCUCAUAGUGCAUGCACAAAUGGUCCGAUACAUUACCGGACACGGUCCUUUCCCGUGUACUAUGAAAAACACGGGAUCGCACAAAAUGCACAUUGUAUAUGUGGUGAGAUGGGCACCCCAGAUCAUUAUGUUACCCAAUGCCCGCUUACAGCAGAUCUGCACCUGCCAAUUCCAACUACAAACACGCAGGCUUUCUGCAGAUUUAUGGUUAAAGACAAACGUACUGUCCGAAAAAUCAACAAGAUAG
Molecule: messenger RNA, 1098 nt
Organism: Stegodyphus dumicola
Lineage: Eukaryota; Metazoa; Arthropoda; Arachnida; Araneae; Eresidae
Source: RefSeq, a predicted model, not a curated record